Messenger RNA from Zonotrichia leucophrys gambelii, 4599 nucleotides. It is a transcript of the gene CEP135, whose product is annotated as centrosomal protein 135. The record is from RefSeq and is a predicted model, not a curated record. The transcript is spliced from 27 exons. Lineage: Eukaryota; Metazoa; Chordata; Aves; Passeriformes; Passerellidae. The coding region runs from base 724 to 4212 and encodes 1162 amino acids.
GCCAUUUUCAAAGGAUUUCAGGCGCUGGGACUCCGCGGCGGCCCCGCUUGCCGGCGCCUGCUUUUAGCGUUACUUCCUGAACAAGCUGUGACACGGAUUGGUUCAUGAUACUUCUUCUGUAAAACUUUCUCAAUUCAAUUAGUAAAAAAUCUUUGCUCUUUCUAAAACACAAGCUUUUAAACAAAUCUGAUUAUCUAUUUUGAAGUAAUUUAAUCUUUUUAACUGAUACAAGUCUUCUUAAGGAGAAGAUGAGCUCAGGAGUUACCAGUUUUCUUCUGUAGUAAUAUAAAAUAUAUUCCUGAGUCUCAAUCUAGAGACUGUAACACAAUCACACUUUUCCUGAAUUCAACACAGAAUCUUCAACUUUAAUGUAGAAGUACCAAGAACUCGUUACUUUAGUCUUUGGCUGCCAGAGGAGUAUGAAGAGCAUUUCCCACACAUCAGGACAUUGACUUUGUGCCACUGAGUGCACUGGUGGAACCAGAGUGCACCACUGCCUCCUUCAGCCACACCAGCACAGUAUGUGAGGGAUUGUUGGCAAUGCCAUUGCUUAGUUAAUGUCCCAACAACCCAAACCUCUUCAAGCAAGCAUUUUUGGUAGUACCCAGAGCAGAUGCCGUGCUUGUUAGACUGGUGAUUCUCAUCUACAGAGCAGUGCCCAGCAGCCACAGGUGUCCUGUUUUUGUUGCCUGUGACCUGAGCAGCUUUGGAGGUGCGUUUACAAUGAGUGCGAAUGCAGAGAGAAGGUUUGUUAAUCUCAGGAAACGUCUGAAUCAGCUGGGCUAUCGGCACCCCCUGGGAGUGGACAGCUUACCUUUGGUGGAAAAGCUUUUCAGUGACUUAGUUCAUACAACUGAGAGCUUGCGCAAGGCAAAGUUUUCUUCUGGGAAAACGGAGAAAGAGUGCAGCAAUUAUGAUACUGUUUUGGAACCUUAUAAAACAGAGAAUGCUAGACUUACCAGGGAAAAUAAUGAUCUACACUUAGAAAUAUUAAAACUGAAAGAGAAGUCUGAUCGCCAUGUUAAAGAUUUGAAAGCUUGCUUAAGGAAGGUUGAACACGAAACAACUGACUUGAAAUUUUUGAAUAACCAGUAUAUGCAUAAAAUUAAAGUGCUGGAAAAAGAGACCAAAGCCAAGACUGAAAAAAUUCAGCAGCUUCAGGAGAAGAAUCUGCAAGCAGUGGUGCAAACACCUGGUGGCAGGAGGAAGAGCAUUCCCUUCAGGCGGCAGCGCAUGCAGAUAGACCAGCUUGUGCCCCCAUCAGGUGUCAGUGCCUACCCAGUGCCUCAGCCAGAGGACCCUUACGUUGCAGACCUGCUCCAGGUGGCUGAUAAUCGAAUUCAAGAACUGCAGUCAGAAGUAACAGAGCUACAGGAAAAACUGGAGAUAUCUGAAAGUGGAAUGAAAAAUUAUAGCAAGCAGGUUGAGAUAAGAGACAAAGAAAUCGAGCGCUUGAUGCUGGCAUUGGAUGGAGGGCGUUCUCAUGAGGUUCUCUCUCUGGAAUCAAGAACUAAAAGUAAUGAGAAGCUUAUUUCCCACUUGAAUAUACAGGUUGAUUACCUUCAGAAAAAAAACAAAGAACUUGAAAAUCACAUUCAAGAUCUCUUGGACACUAAACAAAAUGUGACUAGUGAGGUAGUGGAUUUAAGCAAUAAAAAUCAAGAACUGUGUCAGGAAUUGAAUGAAAUAGAUCACUUGGCACAGCAGUUGGAAAGACACAAAGAAAUAGUGCUUGAGACUGCAGAUAAGGAAAUAGGAGAAGCAAAGAAAGAAAUUGAAAGAAAAGUCAGUGAAAUACAGGAUCUACAAGAAACAAUAACAAGGCUUAAAUCAGAGUUGUGCUCAUGUCAUAAGGAGAAUGAGAGGCUGAAUGAAGAACUCUUUGGGAAAAAAGAUGAAAAAGGGCGUCUUGAGCUGUUGUUAAACCAGCUUCAACAAGAGAAGGAAAGACUGACAGAAAAAACAGAGAAUUUAGAAAGAAAAGAACGAGAACUUGUCCUAGAAAUUGAAAGAAUGAGAUUGGACUUUGGUAUUGCCCUAGGAGACAAAUCUCCAUCUCGUCUGGAUGCAUUUGUAAAGACCUUAGAAGAUGACAGAGACUACUAUAAGCGAGAAUUAGACUAUCUUCAGAAAAUAGUUAAACUGAGGCCUAGCCCAAGCCGCAGGACUGCAGAGAAGACCGAAGAGCUUAAAUCAAUCACCAGAGAAAGAGAUGAGCUGCGGUCUGUGUUAGACAGAUUUGAAAAACACAUGAUAGAAAUUCAGUCCAAUGUCAAAUUAUUGACUUCAGAGAGAGACAGAUUAAAAGUUCUUUAUGAGCAGUCUCAGAGUGAAUUGAACAGAAUGAGAAGAGAAGCAAAACACAGUUUUGUUUCUCAAAGUCAUAUAGAAGAAGAAAGAGACAUUGCACUGACUGACUCUAGAAUGUUAAGGGCAGAGAAGGAAAGUCUUGGAGAAAGAUUAAAGAUGCAUCAAGAAGCAGCAUACCAUGAAAAAUCAAAGCUGCAGCAUGAUAUUUCAGAAUUGGAAAAUAAUAUUCAAGGACUUCAGAUUGAAAAGUGUGAACUAAGGACUACAGUCUCUAUCCUGAAAGAAAGAAUAAACUAUUUGGAAAAUGAAUUAAAUCUGAAGUCAAGUAAACUUGCCCAGGCUUCUGAUGAUUCUUCUCAAUUUAAAGCUGAGAUUUGCUCACUUCAGCUCUUAAAUGACCAACAGCAGAAGUCUGUUGAAGAUUUACAGCACAGAUUGUCCCUCAAAAAGGAUGAACUACUGGCAGCUCAAGAUGAAAUUAUAAAGCUGAAAGAGAUAAUAGAUAGGUUAAACCAGAGGAGCACUUCACAGGAAGAAGCUGUCAGUGUGCUGAGAAGUACCAUUAGUGUUUUGGACAAAGAAAAGGACAGUCUUCAAGAAACCGUAGAUGAAAAAACAGAAAGAAUUGCAUGCUUAGAUGACAACUUAGCUAACAGGGAAAAAACAAUCGCUCAUUUACGUUUAACUCUCUCUGAGCUGGAGUCCUCAACAGACCAGAUGCAGGACAAGCUGAGCAACAGAGACCGUGAGAUAGCCAGCUUGCACCGCCAGCUGGACACAUCCCAGCUGGAGCUUGCAGAAAUGGGAAGAGUGAAGGAAAUGGCUCUGAAGGAAAACAGGCGGCUGCAAGAUGACCUGGCUACAAUGGCCAGAGAAAACCAGGCAAUCAGUACUGAGCUUGAAGAUGCAAUACGUGAAAAAGAAGAAAUGAAAACCAGGGUUCACAGUUAUAUAACUGAAGUCUCCAGAUUUGAGAACUUGAUAGCUUCAAAGGAAAAAGAAAACCAAGAAUUGUUAGAGAAGUUCCGGAUGCUCCAUAGCCAAGCUGAAGGCUGGGAAAUGAAGGCUCACCAAGCUGAAGGAGAAAGCAGCUCCGUGCGACUGGAACUGCUUUCGGUAGAUACAGAUCGGAGACAUCUUCGAGAGAGAGUGGAGUUUCUGGAAAAAGAGAUUCAAGGGCAUAUUGUUGCACAUCAAGUAUAUGAAUCUCAGAUCUCCUCCAUAACCAAAAAUAUGUCCAGAUUGGAAGAGGAUCUUAAACGUGAAAAUCAGGAUAAGGCAUCUGUGUUGGCAGACCUCGCUUCUGUGAGAGAACUCUGUGUGAAACUUGAGGCUAGCAAAGAACUUUUAGCUCGACAGCUGACGUCCAAAAGCAUGGAUUAUGAAAGGGUUCUAGGAGAAUUAGAAGAUACAAAAUCAGAAGGAGAGUUGCUGAAAAAGCAGCUGUCCAGUGAGAGACUUACAGUUCAGAAUCUUGAAACGUUAUUGGCUACUAGUAGAGACAAAGAAUUUCAGAAUCAAUUAACGUCCCAAGACAAAGAUACCGAAAUUCAGUUACUGAAAGACAAGCUGACCCUGGCUGAGAGCAAACUAAGCAGCAAUAAUAGAGAGGUUUCCAUGCUUCGAAGUAAAGUUGCACAGAUGCAGACUGACACUGAUGUUUUAAAAAGGAAACUGACAACUGAGCGAUUUGAACGGGAGCGCGCGAUCCAGGAGAUGCGCCGGCACGGGCUGAGCACGUCCUCGCUGCGCGCCUCGCCCCCGCUCAGCUCCGCGCUCAGCUCCACGCUCAGCUCCGCGCUCAGCUCCACGCUCAGGUCCCCCGCGCACUCCCCGGAGCGCGGCGCCGCCAGGACAGCUGAGCACGCAGCGGCUGAAAAAAAUGUGACCAUCAAGGAAUAACCAGUACUUGAGUAGCUGAAGCAUUACCUUGCUACAAGGACUUUUUUAAUAUAAAUUAUGAAUACUUGUAUUUUACCUCUGUUUACUUCAAAUCACUGAUUGCCUUUGAAACCUCUGAGAACGGGUGAAGUAAUCAACUUUGCAAAAUUCUGCUUUCCCAACUGGCAGGAGUGACUGACUUUUUCUGGCUGCUUGACAGGUUUUGUAUCAAACCUGGCUAAGUUUUCUUACUUUUUUGGAAACAUAAUAAUUAAAAGAAGGAAAUGAGUAUUGAUUUGACAAUCUCUUGUUUUCAUUUUUGUAUUUUAUUUGUUUGCUCUUUUGAUAUGAUUGGAGAAGUUUAUUCAUCUUAAUGUGUGCUAACAUAGAAUAACUUCCUCAACUGUG